AUGUCAGUAUUCUGGAAGAGGGAAAUUCCCUUGUCUGCUUUGCAGGUUGAUCUGGAAAGUGGUAAACAGUGGCGUUAUUCGGAAUUACGUGCUUGGACAGAAAACUGCGCUCAGCGACUGCGGGAAAUCGGUGUUGUUCCUGGGACACGAUGUGCGUUAAUUUGUUCCACUACAGCCCAAGCUAUAUUUGUGCAUAUAGCAUGCGCAAUGCUCGGCGCCAUUCUGGUGUCUGUGAAUGCAAGCUUAUCACCUGGCGAAAUAUGGGCCCAAGUGGACAACAGCAGGGCUGUACACUGCUUUACAGAGCAUCAAUACUUACCAAAAGUCGAAGACGUUAAACGAAUCGGAACGGUUCGUACUGGUGGACGUAUUUCGGUCAGUUUUAUUUUUCCCCUUCAAGCAUUUUUCACUUUUUUUUUUUAAAC
Molecule: messenger RNA, 425 nt
Organism: Gongylonema pulchrum
Lineage: Eukaryota; Metazoa; Nematoda; Chromadorea; Rhabditida; Gongylonematidae
Source: the annotation of a GenBank genome assembly